Molecule: messenger RNA, 8241 nt
Organism: Meriones unguiculatus (Mongolian gerbil)
Lineage: Eukaryota; Metazoa; Chordata; Mammalia; Rodentia; Muridae
Gene: Tbc1d24
Product: TBC1 domain family member 24
Exons: 14
Coding region: 282-3590 (1102 amino acids)
Source: RefSeq, a predicted model, not a curated record
CGGCGGGUGGGGCCUCCGCGGGCGGAGGCACCGGGAGCGGGAGCGACGCCUGUCAACGCUCCAGGCCUAGCAGGAGGACUCGCCAACAUCCCUGCUGCCGCGCUCGGCCCCGGGCGUGCCGGUGGCUGCUCCCACUUCUGGGCCUGUGCCGGGGGCCGCCCAGGGGCUCUGCUAUCUUGGCACUGCAGACCCGGCAGGCACAGUCUCGGACUGGGCUCUCUCUCCUCGAGGGCAGAGCCGUGGGGCGGAAGCUGGCUGGUUGACCCACAGCGGCCACGGCCAUGCCCACCUGGCCCUGGGGGCUGUUGCUGACCGCGGGCACGCUCUCCGCUGCACUGGGCCCAGGGCUGCCGGCCACCGCCGACCCCUGCUAUGACGAGGCGGGUGAGCCCCGCUGCUGUGUUCCUGGCCUAGUGAAUGCUGCCCUGGGCCGAGAGGUGCUGGCGUCCAGCACGUGCGGGAGCCCGGCCAAUCGCGUCUGCGAUUCCUCCGACCCGCAGCGGGCACACUCCGCAGACCUCCUGACCUCUGCUCCGGGCACCGCAAGUCCUCUGUGCUGGCGCUCCGAUUUGCUGCAACGGGCACCCUUCAACAUAACCCUCACGGUGCCCCUGGGGAAGGCUUUUGAGCUGGUCUUCGUGAGCCUGCGCUUCUGCUCAGCUCCCCCGACCUCCGCGGCCCUGCUUAAGUCGCAGGACCAUGGCCGCAGCUGGGUGCCCCUGGGCUUCUUCUCCUCCAGCUGUGGCCUGGACUACGGCCGUCCGCCCGCUCCUGCCGAUGGCCCUGCCGGUCCAGGGCCAGAGGCCCUGUGCUUCCCGGCCCCCCAGGCCCAGCCUGACGGUGGGGGCCUUCUGGCCUUCAGUGUGCAGGAUGGCAGCCCGCAGGGCCUGGACCUGGACAACAGCCCCGUGCUGCAAGACUGGGUCACUGCCACCGAUAUUCGCAUAGUACUCACACGGCCUGCCGCACAAGGGGACACCAGGGACGGUGGGGUCACAGCCCCCUACUCCUACUCGGCCGCUGAGCUCCAGGUGGGAGGCCGCUGCAAGUGCAACGGGCAUGCCUCACGGUGCCUGCUGGACACCCAAGGCCGCCUGACCUGUGACUGCCAGCACGGCACGGAAGGCCCCGAUUGCAGCCGCUGCAAGCCCUUCUACUGCGACAGGCCGUGGCAGCGGGCUACAGGGCAGGAGGCCCACGCUUGCCUCGCUUGCUCCUGCAAUGGCCAUGCCCGAAGAUGCCGCUUCAACAUGGAGCUGUACCGACUGUCCGGCCGCCGCAGCGGCGGGGUGUGCCUCAACUGCCGGCACAACACUGCCGGCCGCCACUGCCACUACUGCCGGGAGGGCUUCUACCGCGACCCAGGCCGCACCCUGAGUGACCGCCGCGCUUGCAGAGCGUGUGACUGCCACCCGGUUGGUGCCGCUGGCAAAACCUGUAACCAGACCACAGGCCAGUGUCCGUGCAAGGAUGGGGUCACUGGCCUCACCUGUAACCGCUGCGCGCCGGGCUUCCAGCAGAGCCGGUCUCCUGUGGCGCCCUGUGUCAAGACCCUUGUCCCUGGACCCACCGAAGAGAGCAGUCCUGUGGAGCCACAGGACUGUGAGUCACACUGCAGACCUGCGCGUGGCAGCUACCGAAUCAGCCUCAAGAAGUUCUGCCGGAAGGACUACGUUGAAUUUUCUAGAUGCAAGAGAAAUCAGAGCUGUGUGGAUAUUUACCAAAACUCACUGAAGCCGCCCCCUGUGACAUUGUUGGACAGUUCUACCACCCAGAUCAGAAAGGGUGUGUGGGAUGACAGACUGGUUAACAGAAAACCCCCAGAGACGGGGCUGCAGGAUUUAGCUGUUCUUUACUCCCUCUGGCAGCCUGGGACCUGCCUCCUGGGCACAUCAGGCACCAUGGACUCCCCAGGGUACAAUUGCUUUGUGGACAGGGACAAGAUGGAAGCGUCCAUCCGGGACCUGGGGCCAAAGGAGCUGAACUGCACUGAGCUGCAGGAGCUGAAGCAGCUAGCACGCCAGGGUUACUGGGCCCAGAGCCACGCCCUGCGGGGGAGAGUGUACCAGCGCCUGAUCCGGGACAUCCCCUGCCGCACCGUCACCCCCGACGCCAGCGUGUACAGCGACAUUGUGGGCAAGAUUGUGGGCAAGCACAGCAGCCGCAGCCUGCCCCUGCCUGAGUUUGUAGACAACACUCAGGUGCCCACCUACUGCCUGAACACACGGGGAGAGGGCGCUGUGCGCAAGAUCCUCCUGUGCAUUGCCAACCAGUUCCCCGACAUCUCCUUCUGCCCUGCCCUGCCUGCCGUGGUGGCCCUGCUCCUGCACUACAGCAUUGACGAGGCAGAGUGCUUCGAAAAGGCCUGCCGCAUCCUAGCCUGCAAUGACCCCAGCAAGAAGCUCAUCGACCAGAGCUUCCUGGCCUUCGAGUCCUCCUGCAUGACAUUUGGGGACCUGGUGAACAAGUAUUGCCAGGCAGCCCACAAACUGAUGGUGGCCGUGUCAGAGGACGUCCUGCAGGUCUACUCCGAUUGGCAGCGAUGGCUGUUUGGGGAACUGCCCCUCAACUACUUUGCCCGUGUUUUUGAUGUCUUCCUUGUAGAAGGCUAUAAGGUGUUGUACAGAGUUGCUCUGGCCAUCCUCAAGUUCUUCCACAAGGUGAGAGCAGGACAGCCCCUGGAGUCAGACAAUGUAAAGCAGGACAUCCGCAUGUUUGUCAAGGACAUUGCCAAGACAGUGUCUCCUGAGAAACUACUAGAGAAGGCCUUUGCCAUACGCCUAUUUUCCCGAAAGGAGAUCCAGCUCUUGCAGAUGGCCAAUGAGAAAGCACUGAAGCAGAAAGGCAUUACUGUCAAGCAGAAGAGUGUCUCACUUUCUAAAAGGCAGUUUGUGCACUUGGCUGUCCAUGCAGAGAACUUCCGCUCGGAGAUUGUCAGUGUGAAGGAGAUGAGAGACAUUUGGUCCUGGAUCCCUGAGCGUUUUGCCCUCUGUCAACCCCUCCUGCUCUUCUCCUCACUGCAGCAUGGGUACAGCCUGACCAGGUUCUAUUUCCAGUGUGAAGGACACGAGCCCACCCUCCUACUCAUCAAGACCACGCAAAAGGAGGUUUGCGGGGCUUACCUGUCCACAGACUGGAGCGAGAGGAACAAGUUCGGGGGCAAGCUGGGAUUCUUCGGGACUGGAGAAUGCUUUGUUUUUAGGCUGCAGCCGGAGGUACAGCGUUAUGAGUGGGUGGUCAUCAAGCACCCAGAGUUGACCAAGCCAACAUCCUUCAAGUCCUCAGAGUCUGCAGCCAGCCCUUCUCUCCUCAGCCACUCUGUCUCUUCCGACCCUGCUGAUCGGCUCUCACCUUUUCUGGCUGCCCGGCACUUCAACCUGCCCUCCAAGACUGAGUCCAUGUUCAUGGCUGGGGGCAAUGACUGCCUCAUCAUUGGGGGAGGAGGUGGCCAAGCACUGUACAUUGAUGGGGAUCUGAACCGAGGCCGCACCGGACACUGCGACACUUUCAACAACCAGCCCCUCUGCUCUGAGAACUUCCUCAUCGCAGCCGUGGAGGCUUGGGGCUUCCAAGACCCUGACACCCAGUGACCGGCCUGCGUUGAUGAGCCUGAAGCUCUUGCUGCACCUCCCUGCAAGUCCAUACCUGAAGGUGGCCUCUGGAGAGACUUUCUUUGACCAGCUUGAGCAGUCAGCUCCAUUCCCAGGGUUCUCCUCAGAGAUGACUGGACUCAGUGAGGCUUUUGCCUCCUUGAACUCGUGUAGUUUCGGUGACUUCUGUGUUUCCUUCCCUUGUCACUGUAGUGACUGCGGCCCAGGGUCACCCCGACCCUAGCAUGGCAUGCUUGUCCCAGUCCUGCCUUCCGCCUUCUCCUCAGGCCCUCUGCUUCCCUAGACCUCCUCACACAGCACCUGAUAAACCGAUGUGACCUGAUCCCUCUGCUGCCACUAUGGCUGGCUAUGUGCCGUGUUCUCUGUGGGCUACCCCUUCUCCCAUUAUGGCUUUCAGGUCUCUGGACGUCUGUGCUUCCUGAGGCCUGUACUGGCUGGGUACACAGUAGGUGACAAGGGAAGCACUCCCUCUGAGGACUAUAGCAAGCUCCGUUUCCCCCUGCCCUCCCUCCCAUCCUGUGACCUCCCUCAGCUGGUCCUGAGGGUCUGGGUAACACAGAGGAAGAGAGAAGAAGCAGUGGCCCAAAUGGCUGUGCUGGGGCCAUAGAUGUCUGGAUGAUAAAAACAGGUGCCUGGUUCUCACAUGACUGUCUGGUGAGCCUCAGAGUCAGCAUGUGUCACACCAGUGCUUGUCUCCAUGCUGAUACUCACUUUUGCUGUGGGUGGUUCCAUGUUCUGUGUAUUCAUGUCAGCUCUCAGCAGGGUCACAGUGGCACAGGAGGCAGGGCUGGAAGGAGCCCCGUGCAACUUUGGGCCAUCUGGCAAAGCCGCCUAGAACCUUGGACUCUGCACAGUGGACCAGCUCUCCACCGCGCUGGCUUCCAGGAUGGGUUGGCUUGGGUCUUCAGAGGGGAGAGGUCCUGGGAGGCGCAGUUGCUCUCCUCCGCAGAAUGUUGUGAGCCUUGCCACCCAUUUCCUCUGAGCCCACUGCCCAGGCCUACCCCUCCAACGUUGGUGUUCAUUUGACGCCAUCUUGGUUUUUGUUACUGUUGUUUGUGGAAAGAUCUUACUAGGGAGCCUAACUGGCCUGGAACUCCCUAUGCAGCCCAGGCUCGCCUGGAAAUUGCUAUGUAGCCUAGGUUGGCCUUAAAAAUCAUGAUCUGCCUGAGCCUCCUAAGUGCUGGGCUUAUAGACAUUAGGCCCAGCUCAGCACUUCCUGUUGCACUAACUCCAGGGCCCUGAGUUUGGUCUCCAGCCGGAAGGCCCCCAGGACUUUUCCAGGCUGUGCACCAUGACGCCCACCCGAGCAUUGCCACUGGAACUCAGAAGCCUCUCAGAAGCGGUGAAGUUAAGUGGGCAGUAUGUCCAGGGCCCUGCAAGGUUCCUGACUGGGUAGUGGGUUUUUAUUUUGUGUGGCCCCCCGCUGGCCUUCCUAGGGGUCUAGUCCAAGAAGACUGAUCGAUGUGUAGUCAUAAUUACAUCCUAAGCAAAGUUCCUAGCUUUUUGCCCACAACAUACUCAGUUCUUUAAAUUUAAUAUGUCCUCUUUUUUCUGACUUUUCUGCCAAAAGGUGUCAUUUUCUUUGUAUUUUUAUUCUCAUCACUGUUCUUAUCUGACACCGAGUGUUCCCACUUAGUAUUUAUCUUAUUAAUGUUUUCUAUUAUUUAUUAGCUUUUGAUGUUAAAAACAAGCCAAAAUUUGAUGGCAUUGUAUAAGAAGUUAUAUUUUAGCAGCAUUUAAGCAUUUGUUUUUAAAACAAAUACUGAGCCCAAUUUAAGCCAGUUCAUUAAACUAAAUAAGUUCACUUAAAUCAUAUGCCUUUGGGACCUCAGAAAAUCAGUUUAUGCUCUGGUUUUGGUUUGUGACAAGAGUGUCAGUGUCCUGUAGCUUGGUCUAUCCUUGAACUAACUGUGUAGCUGAAGCUGCCCCACGUGUGUGCCACCAUGCUUGGUCAUAAUCAACUUAUUCUUAAAAUGAUUUAUGAUACAACAUUAGGUGUUUCCUUUUUUUUUUUUUUUUCAAGACAUGGUUUCUCUGUGUAGCCCUGGCUGUCCUAAAUUCAUUGUGUAGACCAGGCUGGCCUCAAACUCAGCAAGAUCCACCUGCCUCUGCCUCCCAAGUGCUGGGAUUAAAGGUGUGCACACCACUGCCUGGUCUAAUUUCUCUACUUUAAUUAUUGGACUGAAAUUACUAUUUUAAUUAUUUCUAUUUUUGUAAGCUGCUUGCUUUUACUUCUCCAACUUUUCAGAGCAUUUUGUUUUAGAGACUUGUGGAGUUCUGAUUUUCAAAUGUUUCUUACCCAUCUCAGAGCUCCUAGAGCUCUUCUGACCUCUGUAAAUAUUUUAUAUUUGAUAAUUUAGGGUUUGCACCCAUUUUCUUGAGAUGCUGAGGACUGGACCUAAGACCUUAUACACGCUAGGCAAAUUCUCCACACUGAGCCAUUUUCUCAGCCCUGUAUUUAUAUAUUGAAUUGAUUUUCAGUUUACACCAGAAUUGCUGAGGCUGAAGUUUCCAUUGACCCUCAUUUACUUGACCUCUAUAAACACCCAGACAAUUGGUGUAGUGACACACCUUCAAUCUCAGAACUCAGAAGGUUGAGGUGGGUGGAUCUCAGUACGUUUGAGGCCAGCUUGUUAUAUGUAGUAGAUUCCAUACCAGCCAGGGCUACAUAAUGAGACCUUGUCUUAAAAAAUAUGGCAGGGUUGGAGGUGGGGGUGUUUGGUGAGAAGGCUCAGCAGUUAGCACACUGGGUCUUCUGGAGGACCCAAGUUGAAUUUUCAGCAUCCAUAUGGUGGCUCACAACCAUCUAUAACUCCAGUUCCUGGGUGUCUAGGCCCUUUCCUGGCCUCUGUGGGCACUGUACUAAGGUAGUACACAGACAUAAACACAGGCAAAACACUCAUACACAUAAAAAUAAAAAUGAAUGAAUUAUUGUGGGUGCAGAGCCCCUGACUGGACCACAGGCCUUGCUUUUCCACUAGACAGGAAUACAUGCAGUUUUUAUUGUUACCUGCUUUCUCACAUUUUUCACUAAUCUAGAAAGCUGUCAAACUUAAAAGACUUGUACUGUUUUUUUGUUUUGUUUUUUAAGCCACCAUUUAGGUUGUAAUUCUCUAUAGAACUACCUCGAAGGUGGCCAGAUCGUCAGUAGCUCUCUUCAGGUUUAUGUGGUAGAGUUAUUAUGUCAAGCAUGAGUGCCGAGCAUGAGUGCCGAGCAGUCCUUACGGUUCUUUCCCCACAGUGUUUACAUCAGGCCAGAAAGCGUGCAAAAUAAAAGGUAAUUUUUGUGUUUAGAUUCUUACGUGGGCCUGCUGUGUGUCUAUAAUCCCAGCACAUGGAUGAUGGCAGAAAGAGCAUGUCAUCCUUAGCUACAGACCAAGUUCAAGGCUUAGCUUGACAGGCCCUGUCUCAGGAAAGAAAAAGAAGAAAAGGAGCUCUUUAUGACUCCCCUCGUUGCAUCCCUUUCUGACUGUGCUGUUAGCUCGCGUUAGGUGUGUUAGUGAUUGUGCGUUAGGUGCAGUGUUGCAUGGUACAGUACUACAGACAAAAUGGCUGCUGCUUGUAGGCUAGGUCGUUUUAUUGCAUGGGAUUUGCCAGCACUAUUCAGGACUAAGGAAACAGUCCGUGGACACAUGGACACGUUGACCAGUGACAUGGCAAGAACCAACCAAACAGAAGGUUCCCCUGUAGACUGGUAUCCACUAGUUUGCCGCUUGGCUGCUCUGCAGUAGCUGCCUGGCCUUGUUUCCUGUGUGAAGAGGCCAGAGCACCUCUGCUGUGCGUCACACCGCAGCGCUGGCCGUGUGGUCAACAGCUUAUAAGCCAAACUGGAGAGAAGGCUCAGCAGUUAAGGCACUGGCUGGUCGCUGUGCGUGGUGGUGCACACCUUUAGUCCCAGCCCUCAGGAGUCAGAGGCUGGAAGAUCUCUGAGUUCAAGGCCAGCCUGGUCCACAGAGUGAGUUCCAGGACAGCCAGGGCUACACAGAGAAACCCUGUCUUGGGGUGUGGGUGGGAUAGCACUAUCUGCUCUUCCGGAGGAUCGAGGUUCAAAUCCGAACACCUAAAUUGUGUUUCACAACCAUCUGUCACUCCAGUUCCAGGGGAUCCUGACACCCUCUUCUGGCCUCUUUGGGCACUGCAUGCAAUUGGUGCACAGACAUACAUGCAGACAAAACAACAUAAAAAUUAAAAAAAAAAAAAAAAGGUUUUUAAAAAAAAGUUUGUAAGCUGAAGACGGAAGGAGAAGAAGUUCCACGCAUAAUUUUACCUUUUAGAUGUUGUCAUUAUGGGCUCUGACAAACGGUCACCAAUUAGGAGUCAUGGUGUACACUGUAAUCUUGGCACUCAGGAGGCCAAGGCAGGAAGAAUGCAAGCAUGAGGCUACUCGGACUAACUGAGUUUCAGGCUGUCCUAGACUACAUAGUGAGACCUUAUCUUAACAACAGAAAACAAUGUGGUCCCUGCCUGACCCUGUGGAGCAUCUCAAGGAAGAUAACAGACUCCUGCUUACAAAGUGAAAGUGUGGAUUUGCAGCAAAAUACAACUUUGUGAUGUGAAACUCAGUGAUUUGGUGAUGUUUGGUUAGUGUUCAUAUGACUCCUAAAUAAAAUUAAUAACUGAUAAAGAGGAA